CAGCGCAGAUCAGAGGAAGGUGCGAGCGGAGUUGGAGCCGGUUUACAAUUUCAAACGCGGCCUCCCCGCAGCGCCUUCAUUAGCAUAUGUCAGGGGACCGCCGUACAUAUAUACACGCGCGCGGGGCGUACGAACAUGUGCUUCGCUGCCUGGCUCGCACCGGCUCGGCUCGGCUUAGCUCGGCUCGGCUUAGCUCGGCUCAGCUCAGCUCAGCACGGCUCGGCUCCGCUCGGCCCUGCCGGCUCCCCAUGCUUGGGGCUCCGCGGCGCACCCCCACAUGCCCACCGGGAGAGGCCGGCAGCCGCUCUCCGCCGCCGCCGCGCCCUAGCCCGUUCGCCCCGCGCCCCCAUGGCUCCGCUGGCCGAGGUGGGCGGCUUCCUGGGCGGCCUGGACGGCCUGGGGCAGUCGGUGGGUGCCCACUUCUUGCUGCCGCCCGCCGGGGAGCGCCCGGCGCUGCUCGGGGACCGGCGUGCCCCGGCGGAGCGGGCUGCCCGCGGCGGGGCGGCGGCGGCGGCAGCGGCGGCGGCGGACCUGGCGCACUUGCAGGGCAUCCUGCGGCGGCGGCAGCUGUACUGCCGCACCGGCUUCCACCUGCAGAUCCUGCCCGACGGCAGCGUGCGCGGCACCCGCCAGGACCACAGCCUCUUCGGUAUCCUUGAAUUCAUCAGUGUGGCAGUGGGACUGGUCAGUAUUAGAGGCGUGGACAGUGGCCUUUACCUUGGAAUGAAUGAGAAAGGAGAACUUUAUGGCUCUGAGAAACUAACUUCUGAAUGCAUCUUCAGGGAACAAUUUGAGGAAAACUGGUACAACACUUAUUCAUCCAGUGUGUACAAACAUGAAGAUUCGGGGCGACGAUACUUUGUAGCACUUAACAAAGAUGGUACUCCCAGAGAUGGGACAAGGUCCAAAAGACACCAGAAAUUCACACAUUUCUUGCCCCGGCCUGUGGAUCCUGAAAGAGUUCCAGAACUAUAUAAAGAUGUGUUAGGGUACAGCUGAAGAAGGAAGGAGCUUUGGGAAAAAAACCAAACUGGAGCUGUUGCCCCUGCUUUCCUGGAACCUGCAGAGGUGUAGGAUGUUGGAUGCAAAGAAGCUACUUUAAGAAGGCAAGCCUCUGUUUUCUAACCUUUGGAUUUAGGAGACAAAGCCUUCAAGCUGAGAGUGGACCAGCCACUUGUGAUUUGUUUGGUAGCCAGUAACCGGAGGGAAGUGUGACUUUUUUAAAAAUAACAAACUCUUUGAAAUUUUGUCUGGAUUAUCUGUGGUCUGUAGAUUAGCAAAGAACUGCCUACAUCCUGUGAAUGACACAACGGUGGGAAGAAACAGAAAGAAAUGGACUGUAAAAUAGUAAUAAAUCCUGAGAACUGUAUAUGAAGAUUUACUGGCUCCACUUUAGUGAUGGACGUUAGAUGUUAAUACAUCGUAGUCAGAGCUGGAACUUUUCUCCAGGAUGGACCUAUUUAUACAUCUCCAGAUAGCAUAUAUUUAUUUUAUAUAUUUAUUUAUUAAAGAGUUUAUUUUUUACUGGGAUAUGAAGAGAAUACAACCCCUAACCCCAAUGAGAAAUCAUUUACAGUGCCAAUAUUUACUCUGAGAAGAGUCAUGAUACAGAAGUGACAUUACAUAGCAAAGCAUCCAAAAUCUGAACAUUCAUAUUUCAUUGUAUAUCGGUUACAGAUAAGUUUAUAUUUUAUGCAUAUACCAUUGCAUUAUAACAGUCUUUAUUUGGAAAAGAAUGUUUAAUUUUCUUUACCAGUGAAGAGUGCCUUACAGAUUUGUAUCAAAUUCAAAUGCACAUUUAAA
Messenger RNA from Myiozetetes cayanensis, 1803 nucleotides. RefSeq names its product fibroblast growth factor 20 (gene FGF20). The transcript is spliced from 3 exons. Gene Ontology annotation, biological process: positive regulation of cell population proliferation; positive regulation of protein phosphorylation; cell differentiation. NCBI's taxonomy places the organism in Eukaryota, Metazoa, Chordata, Aves, Passeriformes, Tyrannidae. Bases 136 to 999 code for a protein of 287 amino acids. The record is from RefSeq and is a predicted model, not a curated record. Gene Ontology annotation, molecular function: growth factor activity; fibroblast growth factor receptor binding. Gene Ontology annotation, cellular component: cytoplasm.